CUCACUUUCUCUUCAUUAUACACUUCAUUGAUUGAAGUUGUUUCAUUCAUUCACUCAAACACGUAAACCGCCAGUCGGACCGUCACUCACUCCUUCCAAAACAAUCUUUUGCACCUCCGCUCUCCGGCCCCACUUACCUCCGAAAGACCCACUUUUUCAAAAUGCCUUCCUUCACGCAAAAGACUCUUCUUACGGCCCUCGCCGGUGCCCUCGGCGUCGCUGCCCACGGCCACGUCAACAGCAUUGUCAUUAACGGCGCUGAGUACGCCGGUUACGACGUGUUCACUCUUCCCUACAGCAGCAGCCCCCCUGUUGUCGUUGGCUGGUCCACCACCGCCACCGAUAACGGCUUUGUCGCCCCCGAUGCCUUCGGAACCGCCGAUAUCAUCUGCCACAAGGAUGCAAAGAACGCCAAGGGCCAUGCCAAGGUCGCCGCUGGUGACAGCAUCUUUUUGGCGUGGGACACUUGGCCUGAAUCUCAUAAGGGUCCUGUCAUUGACUACCUCGCUUCUUGCGGUACCGCCGGUUGCGAGACCGUCGAGAAGGAGACUCUGAAGUUCUUCAAGAUCAGCGAGAAGGGUCUCAUUGACGGCUCUUCCUCCCCUGGCGAGUACGCCUCCGACGAGCUGAUCAAGAACAACAACGGCUGGAUGGUCCAGGUCCCCGAGAACAUCAAGCCCGGCUUCUACGUUCUCCGUCACGAGAUCAUCGCUCUCCACUCCGGUGGUCAGGAGAACGGUGCUCAGAACUACCCCCAGUGCUUCAACCUCGAGGUUACUGGUUCCGGUACUGAGCAGCCCGAGGGUACCCUCGGAACUGAGCUGUACAAGGCCGACGAUGCCGGUAUCCUCUUCAACAUCUACACUCAGCUCAGCACCUACCCCAUCCCCGGCCCCAAGCUGAUUGCUGGUGCCUCCGCUGUCGCCCAGGGCACCUCCGCCGUUGCCAGCACUGCCACUCCCCUCACCGGUGGUGCUUCCGCUGCUGAGCCCACCGCUGACUCCGGCGCCGGCUCUGCCCAGCCCUCUUCCGCUCCCGCUGCCACUACCGCUGCCCCCGCUGCCGGGCUGCAAGAGCAAGCGCAGCAAGAAGGUCCGCCGCCACGUCCGCGACGUCAAGCCCCGCAACGUCGCUCCCAUGAUCAAGUACUAAGUGUACUAUUCGGAGAAAUCAACUCUCACGCAGAGCGUGUUUGUGUAAAAAGAUUCCAACAUUUUCUCGCAAGGAUCAAAUCCACUCUGUCUUUUACCCCAAUUGACGGGGAAGGGCAAGUCAAAAGUGGUUGUUGA
Molecule: messenger RNA, 1289 nt
Organism: Fusarium vanettenii 77-13-4
Lineage: Eukaryota; Fungi; Ascomycota; Sordariomycetes; Hypocreales; Nectriaceae
Exons: 2
Coding region: 162-1289 (375 amino acids)
Source: RefSeq, a predicted model, not a curated record